This is a messenger RNA of Lucilia sericata (common green bottle fly), 1740 nucleotides long. RefSeq names its product probable methyltransferase-like protein 15 homolog. The transcript is spliced from 2 exons. Gene Ontology annotation, molecular function: rRNA (cytosine-N4-)-methyltransferase activity. The record is from RefSeq and is a predicted model, not a curated record. The coding region runs from base 501 to 1580 and encodes 359 amino acids. Gene Ontology annotation, biological process: rRNA base methylation. NCBI's taxonomy places the organism in Eukaryota, Metazoa, Arthropoda, Insecta, Diptera, Calliphoridae.
CCAAAACAUUACGAAACGUGAGUGUUUUUACUAGUGGAAGAAAACUUUUCGAAGAAAAUGUUAUUUUUCUAAAUAUUUAAAGAAGUAAACAAAAAUAAAUGUUAAUAAAUUUUAUAUAAAACAAUAAAAGAACACAAAAUUAUGUCGGUUCAAUACCAAAGAUUCUUAAAAGUACUCGAAAAGUGGCCAGCAGAAAAAUCAAAAGUCGGCAGGGAUCUUGGUGAGCAAAUACGUAAACAUAUAAAAAAUUUAACAAAUCCAGCAAAUUUAACACAAGAAGCCACCGAUAAAAUCACCAAACAAAUAGAUUCACUUGAAAGGUUGGCCAACAACACGUACGGACGUAAAUAUACACGUAUUUACAGUUCCACAGCUACUGGACUAACUGCCCAACAGUGUAAUCAAGUGUUAUCCUCGGAAUUUUUACAAUAUUUAAACGAGGAUAAAAAGAAAAAUUAAAUUACCAAACUCUUUUCAAAUUUACUUUAAUAACUAACAAAAUGUGGCGUAAACAAUUAAUAAAAUCUUAUUGUACCAUGGGAGGUUCACAACAGGCCACUAAUACAGCAGCAAAACCUCCACACAUACCGGUAUUGUGCCAAGAAGCCAUUAACUAUUUAAAACCUUUAGCACAGCAAACCUUUAUUGAUAUGACAUUUGGUGCAGGCGGCCAUACUAGUCAACUCUUGGAACAACAUCAAGAUAUUAAAGUAUUUGCCUUAGAUCGUGAUCCGGUAGCUUAUGAAUUGGCCAAAAAUAUGAGCUCUAAAUAUCAGGGAAGAUUAAUACCUUUAUUGGGUAAAUUCUCUGAUUUACCACGCCUACUCAAAGAUCAUCAAGUGGGACGUCAUAGUAUAGAUGGUAUACUCUUUGAUUUUGGCUGUUCCUCUAUGCAAUUUGAUGAAGCUGACAGAGGUUUUUCCAUAUCGAAAAAUGGUCCCUUAGAUAUGCGCAUGGAUCGUGGUUUAAGCAAAAAUACCGAACAAAUAACAGCGGCGGAUGUUUUAGCUCGUGCAGAGGAAGUAGAUCUGGUGAAAAUUUUAAGAGUUUAUGGUGAAGAAAAGGCAGCCAAAAAAAUUGCUCGAGCUAUAGUGGAGGCACGUGCUGCUUUCUAUAAAAUAGAAACUACCAAACAAUUAGCUGACCUGGUGGCUUCUUGUUUAAGUGAUACACCCUUUAGAAUGGAUAAAAUGCAACGUCCCACCCAUGUGGCCACUAAAACUUUUCAAGCUUUACGUAUUUUUGUUAAUAACGAAUUAAACGAAAUCAAUUAUGGUAUGAUAUUGGCCAAUGAAUACCUGAAACCGGAAGGACGUUUAGUAGCCAUUACUUUCCACUCUUUAGAAGAUACCAUAGUUAAACGUCACCUCAAUGGCAAUGUCAUAGAAGGUUUAGCCAAUCCGGUACCUUUGAAAUAUUGUGGUCAUGAUGUUACUCACGAUAAGGAACUGGUGGAAUCAUUUGUAUGUAGUAAAUGGAAACAAUUGCAUAAACAUGUCAUUGUCCCCGAGGAUGAGGAAAUAAUGCGCAACAGUCGUAGUCGUUCGGCAAAAUUAAGAGCUGCCAUUAAAUUGAAAUAGUGAUCAGAGAAAAGAGUAAAAUGUUUGGUUUGGGAUUUUUACUUUAUUAUUUAAAGUUUUUGUUGUAGUUUUAAGUUACAUUUUGUUUAGAUUUAAAUAAAGAAAAAUGUGUAAAUGAUGAGAAUAAAAUAAAGCACUGAAGUCGUUUAAAGAAGUUUAA